Daucus carota subsp. sativus is the source of this 1402-nucleotide messenger RNA. RefSeq names its product magnesium transporter MRS2-I. Lineage: Eukaryota; Viridiplantae; Streptophyta; Magnoliopsida; Apiales; Apiaceae. The transcript has 11 exons. Gene Ontology annotation, cellular component: membrane. Bases 88 to 1251 code for a protein of 387 amino acids. Gene Ontology annotation, molecular function: magnesium ion transmembrane transporter activity. Gene Ontology annotation, biological process: transmembrane transport; magnesium ion transport. The record is from RefSeq and is a predicted model, not a curated record.
CAGCAAAAGAGAGCACAUACUAGAAAGAAAAACUGAGACCCUGAAUAACUACUACAACCUGUAAACAAAUACAGUAAUAGUUUGAUCAUGGGUGGGGGUUGGAUUAUGUUGGAUUCAUGGGGUUCAGAGAAGAGUGUGUUAGAUGUUGAUAAGCAUGCUAUUAUGCAACGCUUUCAUAUACAUGCUAGGGAUCUCCGUGUUCUUGAUCCCCUUCUUUCCUAUCCUUCUACUAUUCUGGCUCGUGAUAAUGCCAUUCUUCUCAAUCUUGAGCAUAUCAAAGCUAUUAUUACUGCGCAAGAGGUUUUACUUCGAGAUCCUUUGGACGAUAACAUCAUCCCUGUUGUUGAAGAACUGCGGAGGCGAUUGCCUUCACUAAACAUUACUCCCCAAGAUCAUGGAGAAGAAAAAGAGUCAAGUGUGCAAAAUGAUGGGGAAGCAGGUGGAGAUACAACAGAACCUCCUUUUGAAUUCCGAGCCCUUGAAGUUGCUUUGCAAGCCAUUUGUAGCUUUCUAGCUGCUAGAACAAAUGAACUGGAGAUUUCUGCUUAUCCAGCCUUGGAUGAGCUUACAUCUAAGAUUAGUAUCCACAAUUUGGAUAAAGUUCGUAAAUUGAAGAGUGGAAUGACAAGUUUGACUGCCCGUGUUCAAAAGGUGAGGGAUGAGCUUGAACAGCUGUUGGAUGAAGAAAAUGAUCUAGCUGAUCUUUAUCUGUCCCGAAAGUUGUCUAGGGCAUCACUUUUGAGUGGCUCAGUUGGUGCAAGUUUGUAUAUUUCUUCCCCUCACAUAAGUUCUAAAAUAUCUAGAGCUAGUAGGGCUAGCAUGGAAUCUAUACAGGGAGAUGAAACUAAUGUUGAGGAGCUUGAGAUGUUACUUGAGGCUUACUUUAUGCAGAUUGAUGGCACUUUAAACAAACUGACAAUGGUGCGCGAGUAUAUUGAUGAUACAGAAGAUUAUAUCAACAUUCAGCUUGACAAGCAUCGAAAUCAGCUGAUUCAGCUAGAACUCUUUUUAAGUUUAGGCACCCUCUGUUUCGCCGUAUAUUCAUUGGUGGCCGGAAUAUUUGGCAUGAAUAUUAAAUAUACUUGGAAUGAUGAUCAUGGUUAUAUUUUCAAAUGGGUGGUUAUUCUAUCAGGGAUCGGUUCAGCAGUACUUUUUCUACUUGUCAUAUCUUAUGCCCGCUUCAAAGGCGUAUUGUCAGAUCUUGAACUCUACCAACCAGCAGAGGACAUCAAAAUGAAUAAGAUCCAGUAGCGAAGUUCUACCCAUGACUUUCAACAGAGGAAAGAUAUUACUUCAAUGUAACUCUAGUUAAUUUGGUUGGUAUCUUAAGGAUUUAUUACCUCAUGCAGGAUCACGAUUAAAGUGAAAAUUUGUUAUGGAAGGAAGAUUUUACAAUUUUUAA